AUGACAAGCGGCACGUCCCCGCGACUCGACCCAGCCGUGGCCCUCGAGGAUCUGUUUAGCUUGAACAUGGCCCUGCACUACUUUGGGCGUUCUGAUAUGACGAAAUCCCCGUGGAGAGUUAACCCGUACGAUAUCCUACACGCGUGGAAGCUCUUAAGUUUCUUUUGGCGCAAUGUGGGCAAAUUCGACACGCUCGAGGCGCGCGACGUAUUCCUGGACAACAAGGUCCAGGUUUAUUAG
This is a messenger RNA of Penicillium alfredii, 240 nucleotides long. RefSeq lists its product as uncharacterized. The record is from RefSeq and is a predicted model, not a curated record. The coding region runs from base 1 to 240 and encodes 79 amino acids. The transcript is spliced from 2 exons. Lineage: Eukaryota; Fungi; Ascomycota; Eurotiomycetes; Eurotiales; Aspergillaceae.